Molecule: messenger RNA, 1428 nt
Organism: Daucus carota subsp. sativus
Lineage: Eukaryota; Viridiplantae; Streptophyta; Magnoliopsida; Apiales; Apiaceae
Exons: 6
Coding region: 140-964 (274 amino acids)
Source: RefSeq, a predicted model, not a curated record
AAAGUCUAUCUCUAUCAUUCACAAACUCAUACACGCUCUUCUAGUAUGAGCAUUCCAAAUUCAAUCGGACCGUGACAGAAAGUGAAGAGGCGAAAUUAGGGUUUCCAAUCCGGCGAAAUUGAAGAGGCGGUGUUUGAAUAUGGGGAGGACUCGCACAAAGAAUGAUGGUCGUGGAUUGUAUAUUCGAUCAGACAAGGCGAGUACACGUAAGCGUUCCUCAAUCAUCGGACCAGGCGCGAUGAGGAAAGCAAGGCGAGUACACUUUUAUCUUGGUUUACCUACGAGGAAAAUUUACGAUGCGUUGAAAAACAAGAAAUUGCGUCCCAUCUAUAUGGAUGAAUAUGUUUGUCUUACGGAGCUUGCUAUUCGCCUCUAUAAUAUCAAGGAGCAUACGCAAUUCAGCCAAGUCAAGCUGCUUAAGAUAGUUGCAGCGCAGGGUGGGUAUUGGGUAAAUUUAAUCACUUUCGAAGCGCUGUCACCUCUCGGGGAUGCUACAGUUUUCAAAACAACAAUAACGCAGUUUUUUCGCCAAUAUCAGAAAAUAGAGAUUAAGCCUGUUGAGCUCAAAUGCUCUCAGUCUGGUCACAAUGGUGAAAACUCUAAACAAGAUCCGCCCCUUGAUAUUGCUCAACAACCCGUCAUCAAAACAUUCCCUGCUAAUACUUUGGAAGAUAUGGCCCCUUUUCUCUCCCAGUAUGCUCUUGUCAUGUAUGACAUGGACGAGUCUCUCGCGCGCACAGGUAAUAUAAAAAGAGAGGCAUUUCAUAGCAUUUCCUCACUGAAAGUUGUCAAGGUAAUCAAACUUGAUGCAGAGGAGGGAACUCUUUACCAAGUUACUUUCACAGCCUCCUUGCGUGAUGAGAGCAAGAAUGUUGAGACCUUCGAAACACAUAUAUGUGUGCCUACCCUCUUCCCAACUAUGAUCUUGGAAGUAAGGGAUUUUAAGAUGAUCAAGCGCGACUGAUGCAGGGUUUGCUUGCAACAGUGCCUGUGGAUGGGCAGAGGGAACGAAAAAACUAGUUGCUAAAUAAAGUCGGCUGCAUGUAUAUUAUGGGGCCGUUUGGGCAAGCUUAAAAGAAGUGACUUCUUGCUUAAACUAGAGAAGUGAAGCAGAAGUGAGAAGUAAAUAAGUUAAUAAAGUGUUUGGAAAAGAAGCAGAAGAAGCUAGGUUUCUCAGCUUCUUAAAAGUGCUUCUACUUCUUUACACAAACGGGUCAAGAGAAGUAGAAGCCAAAGCAGAAGCUGCUUCUGUUAAACAAACAGGCCCUAUGUUUAUGAAUUGGUCACUGUUGAGUGUUCGACCAUUUGAAACAAAUGAUUAGAUUUAUGUCCAAGCUCGUUAUGUUUAGUUUGUGUGUGUCGGAUGAUCUAUUCUUAUUUUUUACUACUCUCUAUGUCUCAUUUAAUUCUAUACGUUUAUUUUUCACU